AUGAGCAAUGGAGAUAAUCGCCCGGGCACGGCACCGAUCACGGCACGAUCGGUGUUAAUGGGCCACGGCCUCUUCCCAUUCGUGCCGGGAAUCUUCUUCUUCAUCAACUCGGGCACGAUGGCGUGCAUCAACCCGUUCCUUCCUCUCUUCUACGAAUCAAAGGGACUGGCCAAAUGGCAGAUCGGGAUGAUCGCUGGCUUCUUGCCGUUCCUCUCGUUCGUGGCUGGGCCGUGUUGGGGUUUGCUGGCAGAUCGAACGAGACGACACAAGGCCAUCAUCAACUGCCUCGCGCCGGCGUCGGUCUUCCUCAUCGUCUCGCUGUCCUUCAUCACCGAGUGGCUCUCAGGCGCGCCAAAUGGUGUCAUCUUCUUCGUAAUCUUAGCGAUUAUGUCGAUUAAUGUGAUGUGCACGUCGCCCAUCUCGCCCCUCAUCAACACGUGCGCCCUCUACUACCUCGGCCCUCACAACAAGCACGAAUUUGGACGCCACAGGCUGUGGGGUGCAGUGGCGUGGGGCAUCGUGGCGUUAAUCCUAGGCUACGUGCUGUCCCUCGAUGGCAACCCAUCUUCGUCCUCGAUGUGGACGUGGAACAUCUACGGCUACUUCCUGGGCAUGCUGUGCUUCGUGCUCGCCCUCUACUUCUCGGACGUGCCCAUCCCAGAGAAGAGCAAGAACAAGGAGCCCAUCGGCUCCACGCGCGGGCGGCAAGCACCGACCAACGAGGGACUGGAUGAAGAAGUGGUGCACGUCGUGGACCACCAGAAGGAGACCGACCUGCUGGAACUCGAGGCUGCUGAUGUCGAUGCCACUGGAGCGGUGGGCGACAAGGCUGCCGUAGCUACGGACAGGACUCUGCUGCAGGAGAUUCGCCUUUUGCUAUCUUCGCCCAAGGUCUGCGUCUACCUGUUCACCGUGUUCAUCAUGGGCAUGGGCGCAACGCUCAUCGGCAGCUUUCUCUUCCUGUUUCUGCAAGAUCUUGGUGGUGACCAGUUCCUCAUGGGUAUCACGCUGGCCUGUACUGUCUCGACCGAGAUCCCGUUCUUUUUCUUCGCCGGCCGUCUCAUCAAAGCUGUGGGCGUGCACGUUCUGAUCUUGACUGCCAUGGCUGCCUAUGUGGUCCGCUCCCUGGGCUACGCCAUGCUGACCUCAGCGUGGUGGGUGCUGCCCCUCGAGUUCCUGCACGGCUUGACUUUCGGUGCCAUGUGGGCCGCCGGCGUGCAACACACUUCCAACAUCGCCCCUCGCUCCCUCGAGGCCACUGCGCAGACCGUUUUCGCCGGCCUCUACAAUGGUGCCACGGUCGGCGGGUGGGUAUACCAGACCUACGGCCCGCGCGCGAUGUUCGGCGGCAUGGGCGUGGUCGUCUUUUGCACCAUGGUGCUCUUCUUCCUCAGCGACCGCGAGAGUGCCGGCCGUGAGCUGCGCGAGACGCUCGGCGGGUGGUGGCGCAACCGACAAGCGCGCCGGCGUACCACCGACGACACGCUCCAAGGCGAGAACAACACAAACACGGCUGACUACAGCCGGCUUGCGCUUCUCGAGGCGGACGAAGAGGACGCGUAG
Acanthamoeba castellanii str. Neff is the source of this 1563-nucleotide messenger RNA. RefSeq names its product transporter, major facilitator subfamily protein. Lineage: Eukaryota; Discosea; Longamoebia; Acanthamoebidae. Gene Ontology annotation, cellular component: membrane. The transcript is spliced from 5 exons. The record is from RefSeq and is a predicted model, not a curated record. Bases 1 to 1563 code for a protein of 520 amino acids.